This is a messenger RNA of Cladocopium goreaui, 333 nucleotides long. Lineage: Eukaryota; Dinophyceae; Suessiales; Symbiodiniaceae. The record is from the annotation of a GenBank genome assembly.
AUGCUGAGGGGUCAAGUAAACUUUGAGCACGUUGUUUUCUGCAGUCCUGUUUUGGUUCAGCGUCAAGAGGGCGCAUUGGCCACCAUGGAGGUGACCAGAGUGGAGUCUGAAGUCACAGAGCUGGUCCUCUUUGAGCAGGAUAAGGAGAAUCUGCGGCCAAAGCGCACAGGCCGCAGUGCCAGGGCUUUGCAAGAGGUCUAUGGCAGCGAUCCCAAAGAACUGGCCGAUCACAGGCAAGAGGCCCGACAAGAGUUCGAGGCACGUUUAGUGGAACUCUCAGAUGAUGCAGAGCAACCUGCCAGCACACAGUCUUUGUGGGAAGAAGGUAGUUGA